GUGUAUUUAUGUAUGGUGUCAUUGGAUAUUAGUUCAUACAACAUAAACCAUUUCACCUGCCAAAGCGGUUUUAAAUUUACGUACAGUUUUAAAACUUCAAAAAAUAAAAAAAAAGUCAAAGUAUAAAUUUAAAUAAUUUGAAUUAAGAGUCUGGAAAAUGGAAGCUGAGCCUUUGGAUUUAGAGGAUGGUGAGGUUGUUGAUGAUGAGCCAAUUGAUGCCUUCGAAACUUACACAGUUCUCCAGAGACCUCAGACAACGAGCAAUCCAAAAACUAUAAUUGAACCAAAUUACAGUGAUGACAGUGAAGAUACAUCAGCGUCUCCAGACUCUGGAAGUGAUUCGGAUUCUCGGGUUGCUAAAAUAAAAAGGCCAAAAAUAAAAGCCCGCAGACGUAAAGUAGAAUCGUCACAAAAGCUAAACAAAUAUAAAAUAUGGUGCACGCAAGUUCAAGAGGAAGCACUGACUGAGGAUUUGGUUUCGUGUGGGGUCACAAGGAAACUACACCAAGGCAGAAGUGUUGAAAAUUAUGACAUACCGAGUCAUUUUCGUUUGAAUGGUUACGACAAGCAUUCGAAUAAUUUAAGUUCUGAUGAGGAUAAAGAUGAGGCUUAUAGAACAAGUAAUAAAAGAUCACACACUGACAGACGUAAUGUAAAACUUCGACUCGGUAAACGUUCUAAUUCAAUGGAUGUUGAUAAUCAAAGAGGUUCUGUAAGAACUAUUUUAGAGUUGCAGACGAGUAUUGAAUCAACGGAUAUUGAAGUCGCCAAUGAUAUAGCCGAGAAGCUAAACGAGAAGAAAGAUUCUCUUAUUAAACGAAUAGUCGAUAUUAUUGGUAAGGAAAAAUCAAUUGAAUUUUACAAAAAAACAAAAGAAAUAGAAGAAGAUGGUGGUUUGUUGAUAAUGAAUGGAUCAAGAAGACGAACACCUGGAGGUGUUUAUUUUUACCUUGUAAAAAAUGAUGAACAUAUACCACAGGAACAGAUACGUGAAAUAUUUUCUCUGGAUAGAAAAGAGGCUAAUAAUUCUAAGAAGAAACAUAGUGCUGCUAAAUUACGGGAAAAAUCAAAUAAACUUAUGAAAAGUUUUGAAAAUGGUUCAGAAAAUGAUUUACCAGCAUUAUUAACGAGAGCUGAAUUGUCGACCCAACAAAUUGCUGAAGAAGCGAGACUUAGGCGUGGUGAAGGCAUGGAUAGACUUCCUAUAGAUUCUGAUCGCACGGUGUCAAAUCCACCACCGAGUCCUGUUACUGAUGAUCCUGAUCAUUCUGACAAUGUUACUAUCCAACGAAGAAUUCAAGACUACAGCGACGACUUCCUUGAUAUUGGAGUAGACGUUGAUGUUAUGGAGAUGUUUUAGAAUUAUAUACGCACACUUAAUAUCAGCAUAUAACAUCUGUUUGUAUAAUAAUAAUUCUCGCGACAAUUACUGCGAAAUUUUCAUUAUUAAAUUAAAAAAUCGGAGUUUAUAUUUUUUAUGGCUCACAUUCUCACUCUUGUAAUUAUAAUAAUAUAUUAUAUUAUUAUAAUAAAUAAAAUGUAAAAAUUAUUGAAUAAUAACUUAAAGCCAGUAUUAUUUAGGUUCAAUAAUUUUUUAUUAUAUUUAAUAUAUUUUUUUAAAUACUAUCUGGUAGCAAUUAUGCUUUUGUGUUAAUAGUAAAAUAUAAAGAACAAUUAAAUAACAAAUAAGAACAAAAAUAAUACUGGUGUAAUUAUUAAGUAGCUAGAAUGUGGACGCAAUGGCAAAUUGUUUUAAAAAAAUUACGUUCUUACUUCAAAUCAAUUGUAAUAAUUACGUAAAAAAUUAAAUAUUAUUUUUAAGGAAAAAAAAAAUCUUGUAAUGCAAAUCUUGUAAUUAAAGUAGUGCUUCAUCAAUCAGAACUAGCAAAGGUCAUUAAUUAAUAAUACGAAAUUAAAAUAAAAUUUUGUCUAACAUCUCAGUUGAAUAAAUUUUAAUAAGCCGACACUAAAUUUAUUGCAGUUAGUAAAUUAAUUGUUAUUACAUGUAAUAAAAAAUGUUUUUUCAAUAUUUAUAAUUAUUUAAUAAAAUAAAGAAAAAAUUUAAUUUUAAUUUUUCCAAAGCUUUUACUUGAAAUUUUUUUUGUAGCCAAUUUUAUGUAACUAUUUUUUGUUCCAUUUAUUAUGGCUAUUGUAGAUCAACCUAUUUGUUAAUAAUUUUAUGGAUAGGGUACAGGUACCGUUUGUGGCCACUGCUCCAUUUUUGGACAUUUUAUCCUUUAUUUUAAUUAAUGAAAAAGUCUAAAAUAAAAUUUUCACUUUAAUAGUGGGAUAUAAAUAUUUUAAAACAUAUUUAAAAAAUUGAUUAUGAUUAAGUCGCCAAAAACGGAACCUCUACCCUAUAAUCAAUUUCGAACUCUAUGUCUCGUAGUCCACUGAAAUUUUCUAAUUAGAUCCUUACUGUUAAUUAAUUUAACUUGACAAAUUUAUUUUACCCAUUACAUAAUUAAAUAUUAAUUAAUAAACAAAAUUUAAAAAAUACUUGUGGCAUAAAUUGACACUGAUUUUAAAAAAAUAUUUAAACAAUUAGGGCCAGUUUUUAAAACUGGGUUCAAAUUAAUAUUGCUAGUAUAUCUAUAUCCUCCUCAGUACCGAGGCAUCAUUUUGUUUGCUAUUUGAAUAAUUAUUUAUAAGUAUACUCGUAGACUUUUUAAAACGCAAACAUACAAAUUUUAUUUUUUUUUCUAAUUUAUAGUUUUUAAGGCAAUCUAUUUUAAAACUGUAGCAAUAAUUAUUUUUAUGGUUCAGCCAACAGCUGCUAGUUGCCAAGCCUGGCAAAAUUGUCCCCUAUAUGGGGCGUCAGGAUCGAGGAGGAUUAAUAAUAUAUAGAUAUACCAGCAAUAAUAAUUUAAACCCGGAUUAAAAAUAAAUUCGGUUUGAAAAACUGGGCCUUAUAGUAAUAAUUAAUAACCAUUUGCUAUAAAAUUAACACUUAAACACAAAGUAAAGAGUAAAAAGAAAAUAAUUAAUUUAAUUUAUAUAUUUUAUUACAGACAUCGAACAUGACAAUAUAGUUUGGUACCAAUGCACAAUGUAGAUUAAUAAUGAAAAUAUUAAUAAAAUAAGAAAUUAUAACAACUAUAAUAAAUGAAUUUUUUAAUUUUAAUAAUUAAGAUUUAUAUAUUUAUUUAUCGUAAUAGUGUAUAUAUAACAUUCAAGUUUCAUGCAUAAUUCACACAGAUAGUGAAACAAAGCUAUUAUACUGGGUGAUGUUCCGUUUGAGAAUGUCUGCGCACAGCCCCAAGACCCGCUCGAAGCGUGCUCUGUCCAGUUUCACGCAUUUCAAUGGACCGCGAGCUACCACCGUUGCUGCACGUGGCCUGUCCAGCAACAAUGCGAUCUCACC
Microplitis mediator is the source of this 3364-nucleotide messenger RNA. RefSeq names its product phosphorylated adapter RNA export protein (gene Phax). Lineage: Eukaryota; Metazoa; Arthropoda; Insecta; Hymenoptera; Braconidae. The record is from RefSeq and is a predicted model, not a curated record. The coding region runs from base 158 to 1360 and encodes 400 amino acids. Gene Ontology annotation, biological process: snRNA export from nucleus. The transcript has 4 exons. Gene Ontology annotation, cellular component: nucleus.